AUGGCGGUCAACUGGCGUGGUGACCUAGGCUUCUCAGAUAGAUUGGCGGCCACAGCGAAAAUGCAAGUCACGUACAGGAUAGCCAACCCAGACUGUUCGUCAACCGAGCCGUCUCGGAAUGCCAAGCUCCUAGAAGAGAAGGCACGCCAGAAUGCACUCUCGCUUCGAGAGUAUCAUGAGUUAUGCGCCAAGGCCGUCCAACUUCUGCUCAGUGCGCAGGCCGCCGGCAACGUAGAAGAUCGUCAUGUUGAUGAGCACAUCUUCCCCAAUCUGCCCCUUUCUGGCGCACAAAUAGGCCGCUAUGCCAAUGCUCAGCAUCACAGUGAUGGCCUGUUCUCCGAAGUCUUCAAAGCUGUUGAUCCUGAAGCCAGGAGUCACCAUAGCCGCUAUGAACUGGUUGCUUUGAAGAUCACGGUGCCAGAUCAGAUGACGCCACCGCAUGAUUCAAAAAAAGAAGCACGCAUUCUUGUAGCGGCUAACGGGGAGCACAUCAUAACUCUUCUUGAAGCCUUCCAACAAGCCGGGGGCCGAUUCGUGCUCGUCUUUCCGUUUCUACCACACGGUCUCGACGCUCUUUUGCGCCAAGGUACCCUCACGGGUGACUCACGGCGCAACAUCCUGAGGGACAUCUUCAGUGGGCUGGCUCACAUCCACAACCUAGGCAUCAUUCAUCGCGACAUCAAGCCCACAAACAUCCUGCUCUCCUCGCCUACAGGACCGGCUUUCUUGAUCGACUUCGGCAUUGCUUGGUCACCAUCCGACCCGGCUUCCGAACCCACCAUCGAGAAGAUUCUAGACGUUGGCACAACUUCCUACCGCCCACCGGAGCUGCUCUUCGGUCACCAAGCAUACGAGAACAAGCUCGAUAUGUGGGCUGCCGGAUGCGUCGCCGCUCAAGUCGCCUGUCUCGGCAGCAAGACCCUGUUUGAUGCUGGCGAUCUUGGGAGCGAGCUGGCACUCAUCAAAAGCAUUUUCGAGACGCUUGGUACGCCCGAUCUUGCCGUGUGGCCUGAAGCAGCGGCCUUUCCGGACUGGGCCAAGAUGAACUUUACGCAGUAUCCGGCUAGGCAGUGGCCGGCCAUCUUGCCGGAGACGGACGGAACGGCGGUAGACUUGGUCAGCAAGCUUGUCGUGUAUGAGUCUCACCAACGACUUACUGCUGAAGAGGCGCUGGAGCAUCCCUACUUGAAACGAGCGUCAAAGGGCCAAAUCAAUGCAUAA
This is a messenger RNA of Baudoinia panamericana UAMH 10762, 1221 nucleotides long. RefSeq lists its product as uncharacterized. The record is from RefSeq and is a predicted model, not a curated record. The transcript has 4 exons. Gene Ontology annotation, biological process: protein phosphorylation. Bases 1 to 1221 code for a protein of 406 amino acids. NCBI's taxonomy places the organism in Eukaryota, Fungi, Ascomycota, Dothideomycetes, Mycosphaerellales, Teratosphaeriaceae. Gene Ontology annotation, cellular component: cytoplasm; nucleus. Gene Ontology annotation, molecular function: ATP binding; cyclin-dependent protein serine/threonine kinase activity.